Messenger RNA from Cotesia congregata, 3567 nucleotides. Lineage: Eukaryota; Metazoa; Arthropoda; Insecta; Hymenoptera; Braconidae. The record is from the annotation of a GenBank genome assembly.
AUGAAGUUUAAUAAAAAAAGAAAACAAGUUGUUGAGGAGGUAAAAGAAGAAGAGGAAGAUGUCGAGUUGGAAUCAGAUGAUGCUGAAGAACUUGACGAUGAUGAAGAUAAUGUUGAAUUCGAAUCAGAUGGUGAAGAAGACGAAGAUGAAGACUGUGAAGGAUUUAAAACCGUAAUGAAAAGAAACCUUGAAACUGCAGAAAAUGAUCAGCCGGCGAAAAAAAUGAAAAAAGAAAAUCCUUUCAAAAAACCAACUGUUGAAGAAUUAAAUCAGCUUAGAGAAACAGAAACUUUGUAUCAUUCACAUUUAUUCCGGCUUCAGAUAGAUGAAGUAUUGGCUGAAGUCAGGCCGAAAGAUAAAUACAAAAAACAAUUUGAUGUUUGGUUUGAAAAAUUUAAGGACACUGUGUUAGCAAUCAAAGAAACUGACGAAAAACAGCUGAGUAAAUUAAUGUCUUUAAAAAAACUCAAAGUAAAAUUAGUCGACGUGGAGGUUCCUAAGAAUGAAAAAGGGACUUACAGAUUUAUAAAACCAUCCAACAUCAGUGUCAUCGGAUCCUAUCCCCUUGGAACCUCAAUAGGACCAAACAUCGUGAUAGACGUGAUGAUAGAGAUGCCCUCAGCUUUAUUCCAAAAGCACGACUACGAAAACUACAGAUAUCUAAGAAAGCGCGCUAUUUACUUAGCAUACAUUGCCAACAGUUUGAAGCCUGAGAUCGCAGAAAAGAAGACUUACUACGGUGAGAGCUGGAUGCCCAAGUUAAAAAUAGUUCCCUCUGGAUCUUUGAGCAAGAGAGUCACAGUUUACUUGCAUUUAACCGCGGAACCAACUAGCUUCAAAUUAAGCCGAUUUUUACCCGAAAAAAAUAACGUAAAACCCCAGUGGUACCUCAAAAAUUCCGAGCUCACCGAUCUUGUCCCCACUCCUCAUUACAAUUCAAACAUCCUUCGGGAUUUAACAAUGCCCCAAAAUCACGCAGAGAGUAUUAAAUUAAUUACCGAAUAUCCAAGUCUUAGAGACGGAAUUAUUCUGCUUAAAAUUUGGCUGCGCCAAAGACAGCAAGAGCAAGCUUAUGACGGCUUCAAUGGUCACAUUUUGUCAAUGUACGUGUUGUACCUGCUAUCUAAAAAGCAAGUAAGCACUUACAUGAGCAGUUACCAGGUAGUAAGGAACGUAUGGAACAAUUUAGCUACAACAAACUGGACCGAGGAAGGAAUUUCAAUGUCUCGCGAGCCAGAAGCUAAAGAAAGAGCAGCAGAGUACUUAAAAUACUACGACUGCGUUUUUCUUGACUGCUCUGGCUAUCAUAACUUAGCAGCCAAUAUUCCGGCUAAUAAUUACCUCUGGAUCCGCAGCGAAGCAUCGCAAGCAAUUAAAUUCCUAAAUGACGAAAAAGGCAACAGUUUCUCCAGCCUUUUUAUGAAACGUCUGAAUUUCUACUCCAAUUUCGACCACUUUAUUUGUCUGCGUGACUCCGAAGCACUCCAACAGCUAGCAGACAAUGUUUCUGAUGACCACAAGCUGGACUUGGGAGUAAACAAACGCGCCCAAGUUGUCAAACUGCUUGCUGAUGUACUGAAGAAAGGCUUGGGGCAGAGAGUCUUGCAUAUUUACAUUCCACCGGAACAAUUCAAAGAGUGGGAAGUCACGGAAGAUUAUUCAUCAAGCUUAGGAAAGCUUUUAAUUGGAUUGCAAUUAAAUCCAGAGUAUUGUUUCAAUGUUAUUGACAAAGGACCGGUGGCUAAUCUUCCCGAAGCCGAGGAGUUCAGAAAGUUCUGGGGGAAUAAAUCAGAAUUACGUCGGUUUCAAGAUGGCUCUAUUUGCGAGGCUGUUGUUUGGGCUAAAAAAAGUCCGAUGUCUAUUAAAGACUUUAAGGGGAAAAAAAAUGUGGCUUCAAAAGGAAAAUUAAGGGAAAAAUCCAGUUCAUUGGCGGAAAAAAGAAUAAUCUGCCAGAGAAUAAUAACUUUUUUAAUGAAAACAAAAUUUAAUUUGUCAAAAGAUCAAUUUUUGUACGUCGUUAAUCAGAUUGAAGAGUUUUUGGAGUUGAAGAAAAUUAAAGUAACUAAUUUCCAGUAUGGAACUGGAGAAGAAGCGACGUUGCAAGUUAUUAAUGUCUUCAGUGAGUUUGAAAAAGAAUUAACAUCAAUGGCUGAUCUACCAUUGGCUAUUACAGGUGUCCAAGGAAGCAGUCCAGUGUUUAGAUACUCAGAAGUGUUCCCGCCUCUUGCUACUGUUUAUAAAGCUGAUGAUAUUAACACAGUUGUUGGUAAGCACUGCCUGUUGCUCAAAGAAGAUACUUUGCAAGAGGUGCCAAAGUACGCGCCAGCUAUCGAGGCAAGUGUCCAAUUGUCGGCGAGUGGAAAGUGGCCAGACGAGUUGGAAGCCGUGAGGAAAACUAAAGCUGCCUUUCACAUCCAGAUUGCUCAGUGCUUGAGGAAACAAUACAAGCUUAAAGCCAAGGCGAAUUUCAGUCACGUAGAUGUCUUUAAAAAGGGAUUUGUUUUUAGGCUGAGGGUCGCGCAUCAAAAGGAAAUAGCUUGUUUGAAGAAAAUUGUGGGUGAGGAUGGAGUUAUUAAGUACAGAGACAAUGAAGAGUCUGUGGCGCUUGAGAAUAAAUUGUUCCGGUUGCCAAAAUUGACUGGAGCAAUUUAUGGUCUUCAUUCUCAGCAGCCCUCUUUUGGUCCCACCUGUUGUUUAGCUAAGCGCUGGCUCUCCGCCCAUCUUAUAGAUCACUUUCAUAUGCCAGAAGUCGUCGUGGAGCUGAUAGUUGCUUUUGUUUAUUUGUCGCCUGAGCCGUACAAGCCGGUGCAAAUGCCACAGGUGGGUUUUAUUCGCUUCCUUGAAUUUUUAUCCAGCCAUUCUUGGGAUACUAAUGCGAUAAUUGUUAAUUUUAAUGAUGAAAUGGACAAGGAUCAGGUUCUAGCAGUCGAGAAUUUAUUUAGCACGGCGAGAGAUACACUCCCAGCUUUGUUUAUUGCUACUCCGUAUGAUAGAGAAACUUCCACGUGGACCAAACACGCUCCUUCGAAAUUGAUUCUCAGUAGAAUUAGUUUGUUAGCUAGGGAAACUUUGAAGCUUGUUGAGACUGAACUCUUGAAAAGUUCGGUGUUGGUUUGGAAACCGAUGUUCAAACCUCCACUGGUGGCUUAUGAUUGUCUGAUACAUAUCAAGGAUCAGUUUAAUCCCCGGAGGUAUCAGUAUCACUCUCUGGAUAUUGAGGAGAGUUUCCUGGUAACUUCAUGGCAUCCUUAUCGCUUUCAUCCGGAACAGAAGCUGCCUGUUGUUCAAUUUAAUCCGGUGGAUAAGUAUUUGGAGGAAUUGAGAGCUGGAUACGGGGAAUUUGCUCUCUUCUUUCAUGACACAUACGGUGGAUCUUUGAUUGGAGUUUUAUUUAAUCCACAAGCUUUGGAUGCUAAGGAAUUCAAAGUAGCUAAUAUUAAUUGCCGGAGACUUGAUAAUAAUGGUAAACUUGUUCUUAAUGUCGCGGCGAUUAUUGAAGACUUUUCGAUUAUUGGGCAAGGUCUUGUUGAAAGAAUUGAUGUACAAUCUGAUAAAUUAUUAAGUUAA